AUGUGGAACUUCAUGAAGGCCUGGAAGGGGCGAAAGAUACCGUGCCAAGGGGCCAAGAGUGACCAGCUGUGGCACGAAGUAGACCAGGAGCCCCAGGAGCCCCACGAGGUGGAGCUCUCGAGGCGCGUCUCCUACGCCGUGAGGCUGCUCAGAGAGUGCGGGGAAGCCAAGAACCUCUGCACAGCGGACUCGAAGAUGAAGACCUUCGACGGCGACUGGGAUCGUGGUCAGGUGUUUUUUCGCCGCGACGGGAGCGAGAGGCCGAUCAGGAUCCUGCAGCGCUCGCGCGCCACGGAUCUGAUGGAGAUCUGCGCCGAGCCGCUUGUCAAGUCGUUGCUGGGCCAGGAGCUCGCAGAGUUCAGACUCCCUGAGCGGCUCGGGGAGAUCAAUGACCCUCCCAGGCGGCAAGAGCUCUCCGACGAUAUGCGCGCAGAAUUUGAUGCCCGUGUUAUCUUUUUCCAAGAGUGGUGCGUGGCUGGUGGAGCCGAGCAGCUCUUCGAUGGCUAUGUCGUUCACGUGUCGCCUCCAGCGGGGGCCUGGCAAAGAUGCGCGAUCGCGGUCCACGAGUCUUUGGCCCCUUCCACCGUGAGCCCGCCGAGCUUCCACACUCGCACCAUGUCCCUGGACUUGCAGUUGCCUGUCUGGGGGCGCGUUCGUUUGAUUGCAAACCACCAGCUUUCGCGCAUUGUUCGUUGUGAGUGCGCUGAGACCAUCGCGCAGCUCAGGGAGUGUCUGAUUACGAUGCCUAUUGAUUGCCACGCCAUGGCCAGCGUUGACGCCCAGUAUGGCCUGGGGAUUGGGGACGGAGAGACGGUUGGCCAAUACUCGGCCACCAAGAUGACAUGGCGGGGCGGGAUGCUAUUCGAUUUGAUGACUGAAUUCGACUUGGUUGCCACCCGCACUUUCCCCCGAGGACAGUGGGGGCAAGCCGCGUGCUACUGCGACAACCGUAAGGGGCCAUGCCAGAUCGACUUCAUGCUGUGCCACCGCGACUGGCUCACCCCAGUGACGUGCCAGGCUAUCCCGACGAUCUCCGAGCCCGAGCAAGCCCUCGAGGACGCAAAUCUGAUGGGGCGGCCGCCGCGCAAGCCUGUCGCUUGGCAGCUAGAGGGCGCCUACCUAUUCAAUGCGACGGUCUGCUCGACGUUGCAGGUGCCGUACUUCCCGACCGCGAUGGACGGCCUCACCGAGGGCGACCUCGGGCAUCUUCACGGGCGGCUCGGCGCGGGGGCGACGACGUGGGAAGCGCCAGGUGGCAGGCUCAUCCAGGUGAUUACCGACUCGACGUGCGUCCAGGGACUCCUCGCUGAAGUCUUCCAACCACGUGAGAAUGCACACUUGGCGAUUCUGGCCGUGCACCUGUGGGAGAGGGCUGCCUUGAACUUCGACUUGCACAUGCGCUGGGUCAAGGGACACAGCGGCAACAUAGGCAAUGAGAAGGCGGACUUCUGGGCGAAACGGGGGGCGGACAGGCGUUUCAACACUGCUCAUUGGAGACGGCCAUGCCCUGCUCACGACUGGGGAGCGGAAGAGUAUCGACAACGAGUGAGCGAACGCAAGCUCGCCGCGACCAGAGCCCGCAAAAGACGUUGCUCGGAUAUUUCCAGGGAGGAUGGCGGCGACACCUUCGCGCAGCUCUUCUACCCGCAGCCACGGCUUGCCGCCGCGUGCUCCAGACAGGGCACCCCGUCCAUCUCCGCGCUGGCGACGGCGAUCUCCGCUGGCGCGGCUGUGGCGGGCCGCGCCUCUCGAGGUGGGCGCCGGGGGCAUCCGCGGGGCGACCCCGAGCUUCUCCGCUUGAAGCGCCUGGAGCAGCUGCGCGCGCAGGAGACGGACUUGCGCGUGCGGCACCUGCUGGGGCCCGCAGUGGCCACGGCCAAGCGCGCCCUGAGGGGCCGCUGCAACGCUGUCCACCUGGGGCGCUCGUGCGCGAGAGGGCGGGCCGACAGACCCCGCCGCUCGGGCAAGCCCGUCUACGAGCUGAAGGCGGACGACGGCCAGUGCGCCAGCGCCGUGCAGGCCCGCUGCGAGCUGACCCGCGCCUUCUACGCCGACUUGUUUGCCGACCCGACCAGCGACCAGGCUCUGCCCGCCUGGGUGCGUAGCCAGUGGGCCGCCGAGCACCGACAGGCGGAGGUCCCUCUCCCACUUCCUGUUCUCAAAACAGUCAUCGGGCAACUGAAGAGUCGCAAAUCGUGCGCCGAGUCUGACAUGAUCGUGGCUGAGAUGGUCCAGGGGCUCCAGGACGAUGCUCUCGAAAAGAUCCUCGCGGCGUUUCGCCUGAGACUCUGCAAUCAUGUGAGUGAGUAUUUCGACCAGGCCUGGACGGGGCACGUCGUUCAGCUGAUCCGCGAGAAACCUGAGGCCCAGAAGGUGGCCGAGAUCAGACCCAUUGCCCUGGUUUCGGUGCUGCUGAAAAUCCUGUCGAUGAUGGUCCUGGAGCAGUUUCUGGAUUAG
Prorocentrum cordatum is the source of this 2457-nucleotide messenger RNA. Lineage: Eukaryota; Dinophyceae; Prorocentrales; Prorocentraceae. The record is from the annotation of a GenBank genome assembly.